GCUUAAAAUAUAACCAGAAUGAAGGUAUUUUACAAAUCUUCAAUAUUUGUCCUUCGUGUAUUGAAAUGUAAUUAAAAACAUAAUAUAAUUCAUGAAAUAGAAUUAGGACAUUUCUGUCCUUUCAAGAAGGAAGUGAAAUUCAAUGAUCAAGACACAGAAGUCAAUACGAGAAAAGUUAAUACGUGUCAGUCUUUAAUAAAAAUGGUAUUGAGCCGGUGACCAUGGGACUAUUUCUGCUGCUAGUUUCUGUUGUUUAUUGCAUGGUUGGAUUGUCGUUGUCUCAAGUUGAUCCAUGCAUCACAAACCUUGGUUUGAUACCAAAUCUUGAGAGGAGAGUGAGUGGUUACACACUGGCUGAAGAUGAAAUCGAAUUGUGCGACCAGUAUCUGGUCGCCGGGUGGUAUUUGUUGGGAAAUUAUACACUUUCAUCACAAGCAAUUCCAUGUGGAACUGUGUUUUCUUGGUAUAGAACAGGCCAACUCCCGCAAACCGUCGAAGAAGGCGCAAUAGAUGUUGAUCUUUGCAUGGCGCAUGGACAAGAGCUAUGCAUUGAGACCAUGACAGUUGAACUACAGCUGUGUCCACAAAAUGUAUACGCCUUCCUGGCCACGGAUCUUUGGGACUGUCCGUCCGCCUACUGUGUCGAGGAAAGGAGUGACACACUCUCAACUGGAAUCGGAUCCCCGUGCAGCACUGACACCGACUGUGCCCAGAUCCAGGGCUCUCAAUGUGUGAACAACACCUGUAUGUGUAACAACACCGGGGUAUAUGAUAAUAAAACAAGGACUUGCAAUGUCACAACCGAAAUCGAAUCCUCAUGCAGCACUGACACCGACUGUGCACAGAUUCAGGGCUCUCACUGUGUGAACAACAUCUGUAUGUGUAACAACACCGGGGUAUAUGAUAAUCGCACAAGGUCUUGCAAUGUCACAACUGGAAUCGGAUCUCCAUGCAGCACUGACACCGACUGUGCCCAGACCCAGGGCUCUCACUGUGUGAACAACACCUGUAUGUGCAACAACACCGGGGUAUAUGAUACUCACACAAGGACUUGCGAUGUCAUGCCCCUCUUUUCGUACGGAAAUUCAGCCGGUGACGUCACGUUGAACACAGAAGAUGGCUGCAGCGAAGCGUUAGUUUUUCCACCCGGAAUUCCAGUGGAUGGGUCGAAGUACACCAACCUUUAUGUCUGCAAAAAUGGAUUCAUAACUCUCGGAAGCCCUUAUAACAACCCAAAUCCCCCACGAGGUUCCUUUGGUAGUGGCCGCGCAGUCAUUGCGCCAUUUUACACAAGCAUGCGGGAUGGCAACGUAUUUUAUCGACAUAUUGACGGAACCGCUAAUCCCAGCCUCAUAUUCGUUAAUGACGUCCUAUUUGCGGAAACACUGCUUUCAAGAUUUCGAGGAACAAAAGAAUUUACAACAAAGUUUGCUUUGUUUGUUACAUGGAAAAAUAUGCAUCCGAUUCAGAGUAUUUUCAUCAUGGACAAGACAUCAACCUUUCAACUUGUGCUGUUAUCAGAUGGUGUUGACACGUUUACCUUUUUUGUAUAUGGACAUGGGAUGAUGACAUGGGAGGCUUAUAAAAGCAUUGAUGUCGAUAUUUGGGUGGGAAUUUCGAACACAGGAAAUGUUGUAUUUCAACAUCCUUAUUCAUAUACGACGUCUUUGUUACGCCUUGAUCAGACGACCCUCUUUAAAGGUUUAAAUGGGCUUAUUGUCAAUUGGCUGACAAGGAACAAGGUGACCCCACACAACUAUGCUGUUGAAUGUUUUGACUGGUACAACAAAAAUGUUGAAAACAAGACGCACUUUGAAAGUAUGACAAACUACCUUCCUGGCUGUCCAUGUAGCAUUGAUGUAUUGAAGAAUGAUCCACACUUUAGCCAUAUUAUCAAAACUGUUGGUAAUGUUAGUUGCGUGGACAUCUUACCAGACAUUUCAAAAGGAGUUGGAGGCAAGAGUUGCUGUUAUGACUCGAAAUCGCAACAGUGGACCAAUGAAAUUGGACGAGCGGGGGGAUAUUACACGUAUCACCCUAAAACCCACCCGAAAGAACAUACCUUGAAUGACCAGAUACCAAAGGACAUUUGUUGCAUCAAGUCCAAUCUUUGUAAUCUCUACUAUGAGCUGCGUCCACCUGGAGAAUGUUACAAGAAGGUCCCAUUCGAUAUUGCCGCUUCUUGGGGUGAUCCGCAUUUCCUCACCUUAGAUGGAAAGCAGUUCAUUUUCAACGGGCUUGGGGAAUAUAUAUUGUUGGACAUGAAGAAUGGAGACGUUGCAGUAACAUUGCAGGCGCGGACAGAGCGAGCCGUUCGGAAGAAUGGAGAACUGUCAGAGGCUACUGUAUUUGUGGCAUUUGCUGCUUUUGACAGUUUCAACGCUUCAUUCCAUGUGGAAGUGAACAAUGAUAAAGAUGGAAUAAUUAUUUAUGGAAAUGGAAUUGAUCUGACCAACUUGUACAAGAGAAGUGAUUCAUCAAACAAUGCCUUUGAAUAUGAUGGCAAGAACGAAGGGCUAUCAAUACUUAAACUCAGAAAAUCUAAGGAGCGUAAACAAAACGAAAAUAAAACUGAUGUGGAAGAAACAGUAGAAUUGAGUUUCCAUCGCAGCAAUGUUACCUUUCAAAUAACUCCAACGAAUGGUUUGCUUGCCUUAAGAACGAUGGUCAGUAAUCAAUACAGAAACAAGACGAGAGGACUGCUUGGCAAUUUCGAUGAAAUUUCGGAAAAUGAUUUCAUUACGCCGAACGACGAGAUUUUAUCGCCAAAUAUGACCGAAAGAGACAUCUUUUAUUAUGGUCAAUUAUGGGAGAUACACGAAAACAACUCUGCGUUUUUCUAUCAAGACCAAACAUCACACAACGAUUUUCAAAACGCUUCAUUCGUACCACGUUUUUUGGACGAGGCUGAUCCUAAAUUAGUGCAUAACGCCUCCAUAUUCUGUCAAGGAAUGGAUGAUAUAGCAUGUUUAUUUGAUUAUGUUUUCACGGAAAAUGCAGACAUUGCAGAAGCAACAAGACAAACUGCAAUAGAAACAGAGGUUACAAUGACUGAAAUAAGCAGAACCAUUCCCAAGGUUCGAGGUUGUGGGGUUUUAAGAAUUGACGCUGGCCUAGAGGCAGAAUGCACCCUGAGUUUUGACGAAAACAUUGUCCAGUUUGAGUUCAUUGAUAAUAUAUAUUCAAAUGCAACAUACGACCAAACUUCCACGACUUUAAGAUACAUUUACUUUCCUGGAAACCCCGAAGAUAAUUUAAGAUUUAUUGUAACCACUGCUGACGGCGGUAAGUCUCAGGUAAUCUCUGUACCGAUCGUGCUGUGUUCCGGUUGCAGUGGUCAUGGUGAAUGUGCCAGCGAAACAGAUCUUCGUGAGGAUCAGUCGUCACUCUUUCAAUACUUGCGAUGCCAAUGUUACCCGCAAUACGAAGGUUUAGACUGUGAGAACGAUUUUGACGGCUGCGCGGUAAGCCCAUGCUCUCUCGGGAGGACUUGUGAGGACAUCCCUGCAGGAAGUCACAACUCCACGGGUCCAGCUUACACAUGUAGUCCGUGCCCCGACGGCUAUUUGGACAAUGGUUCUGAAUGCAUAGACAUCAACGAGUGUGAACUGGUAAAUGGUUGUGAACAAAUAUGCAUAAAUACUGAUGGUAGCUACAUAUGUGAUUGCGACAAAGGUUUCAGGAUUAGUUAUGAUUUACAAAAGUGUUUAGAUAUCAAUGAAUGCGAUGAAUCGUUACACAAUUGCAGUCAUUUAUGUGAAAAUAUACGCGGAGGUUUUAAAUGCGUCUGUCAUUCUGGAUACAUGUUUGAAGUUUCCAGUUGGGGCUGUAUUGCAGACAGCGCCGUUACACUUUCGUGUACCGACAUAGAUUGCUCUCAGGCAGAAGGAUGCACAGUUAAUUCAGUCAACGAGUCUACGUGCUUUUGUCUCGACGGCUACGUAUUUGAUAGGGAUACAAACACUUGUGUUGAUAUAGAUGAGUGCACAAUUGGCGUUUGUCCGCAUGACUGUGUAAAUCACAAUGGCAGUUUCCAGUGUAAAUGCCAUCGUGGGUACAAACUCACAGAUGUCACCAAAUGCACCGAAUGUGAUGCACCGUUCUAUGGCGAUGAUUGUGGGAACAUGUGUGACUGCUCACCAAACGGAAUGGAUAGAUGUGAUCCAGGAAAAGGAUGCAUUUGCCGGGUUGGUUGGCAUGGACCCAAGUGCGAAGAUGACGUCAACGAAUGUGAAAACGUCAUCAGCUCGUGUGCUGAGCCGUAUACAGAGUGUGGGAAUACAAUUGGCUCAUUUAUUUGCAAAUGUAUUGAUGGUUAUGAGAAAUCAAGCGAUAGUCUUUGUGUUGAUACAGAUGAAUGUGCAGAUCCCUUGCAGAACAAUUGUAGUCACGUAUGUCUCAACACGGCUGGAGGGUACACAUGUGAGUGCGACGAAGGCUAUACGGAUGACGGCAUACAUUGUAAAGAUAUUGAUGAGUGUGAAUUGGGCACAUCUGGGUGUGAUCAGCUGUGUGAGAAUCACCAGGGUGCGUUUAACUGCUACUGUUAUUUUGGGUACCGUUUGAAUGACGAUCGCCAAACUUGUAAAGAAGUUGAAAAUCCGUGUGAAUCAUUGAGCAAUCUAACGUGUAAUCACUACUGCGUGGUUAAAGACGCCUCGGCAGCGUGCCAGUGUUGGCCUGGCUUCAGUCUCCAGGAGGACAAACAAACAUGUGCAGAUAUAAAUGAAUGUGAAGAUGAUGACUUAAAUACAUGCAGCGACAAGACUUCCUGUAAGAACGUCCCUGGUUCGUUUCUGUGUGAUUGUCAAGUUGGCUCAAAAUUGGAAAAUGACGGAAGGACUUGCACCGCUUGUGACGAAUUCCAUUUUGGUAAAAACUGCUCUGAAUCGUGUCACUGCGUAAAUGGAGAAUGUGAUUCAAUAACAGGUUGUAAGUGUUUCCCGGGCUGGAGAGGUGUUGACUGCAUCAUUGAUCUCGACGAGUGUUCGAUGGCGAACAAUUGCACCGGAGAGACAGUUUGUUCAAACACAGCCGGAAGUUAUGCGUGUGCAUGUAAAUCUGGGUUCAAAUUGGAAGAGGACAUAUGUCAUGAUAUCAAUGAGUGUGCGGAUAACUCAUUGAAUACGUGUGACCAGAUCUGUAACAAUACCAACGGCAGCUAUGAUUGCGAAUGUUACGAAGGCUAUAUAUUUGAUGGAAGCAUGAGAAAAUGCAAAGACAUCGAUGAGUGCUACCAAGGACUAGUUUGUGAUCAUAACUGUCUAAAUACCAAUGGACACUUCAUUUGCUCAUGCCGACAAGGAUUUAAACUCGACUUGAAUGACCGGAAGUCGUGCAUAGCAAAACAACUUUGUGAAGACGAGGAUCACUGCCCAGAAAAUUCGACAUGUGUUAUAGAAAAUAAAAAUGCUUCGUGCGUAUGUAAUAAAGGUUUUCAGUCAUCUUCCAAUACGAAUGUUACGUGUUCUGAUAUCGAUGAAUGUUUAAUGGAGCCAUCGCUUUGUUCGCAACAAUGUCACAACGUAAAAGGGUCAUUUUAUUGUUUUUGUGAUACCGGAUACCGUCUUCAGCAGGACGCACGGACAUGCACUGCGUGUGAGGAAGGCUAUUACGGGGAAAAUUGUAACACGAAGUGCCAAUGUGUUUCUGAGAACACAGAUACGUGCGAUGGAACGACGGGAGAAUGCCGCUGUCUCCAGGAAUGGGAUGGGGACGCGUGUGAUAUGGACGUGAAUGAAUGCAAUACGUCAUUGAACAUUUGUCCACUCCGCUCGCAGUGUAAAAACUUACAAGGCGGUUUUCUGUGCGAGUGUGACAUCGGCUUUGAAAUGACGGCUGACCGUCAGUGUAAAGAAUGCGACGUCAACUAUUUUGGAAAGAAUUGUGCUUCGUUAUGUGGAUGCAGAGAAGAUGAUACACAAUUGUCUUGCGAUAAUAUUGGCGGACAGUGUCUGUGCAAACCGGGAUAUGGAUUAUCAUUGGAAGGGAAUAUACGAUGUUCAAUGUGCACGUACAAUACUUACGGCGUCAACUGCUCGGAGACAUGUCCAUGCAACUUAACGAACUCACAGCAAAUGCAGCAGUCCUGUGACCCAGUGGUUGGGACGUGCAUGUGUAACAAGAUGUGGGAGGGGAGCACGUGUAACCAGGACCUGGAUGAAUGCAGCACGCCCAACAUAUGUGGCACAUCGGAUGACAAAGGAUGUCACAAUAUAAAAGGUGGAUACGUUUGUGAUUGCAGACGAGGUUACCACAUGGUCAACAAUAGUUGCGUCAAAGACACACAAAAUCAUACAAGUCAAGUUAUUCCAAAAAGUUCAGAAAGAGUGUUCCUCUUCACUCACGAGAUUAUAAUCUACGUCGCUCUUCCGACUUCUGAAGACCUUGAGGUCAUAGCAACGUACAACGAAGUCGAACAGAAUGUCAAAGAUUCGUUAUAUACAUUUCAUAGCGAGUUUACAGACGCAAACAUUACCAUUUUCAUUCACGAUAUAAGACGAGGUAGUUUGUUAGUGAACUACACCGUUGCUCUGGAGACGCGGGAGGAAAAUGGAGAUCAAGCACGCGCUGAUCUUGUUGCCGCAUUCGUGGCACUAGGAAAUAAUGCUACCAUAGUUUAUGACGGACAGAACGUAUCCACGUUCUCAGACUAUGCUAGUGACAUAUGUGAAGUGUAUGAAAACGCAUUCGGUAAAUGCGAAGCCGACCUCGAAUGUGUUGUGGAAAAUGGCUUACCAGAGUGUAGACAGACAGAGAGAGGUGUUCCAUGGAACCUUGUGAUCGGUGCAGCUGUAGGAGGAGCAGCAUUUCUGAUAUUGCUGAUCAUCUUUGUUGCCUGUAUUAUAAAAAUAAGGACAAGUGUUCAAAGAAAAAAGAUGAGAAAAGGAUAUGACACACCUGAACCGCACGGUCCCGGAUUUGCACACAAUUUCUCAAAUUCCAAAAUUUGGAACAAAACUACACAGAAAGAUGCAGCAACAACAGAAGCAGCAGAAACAACAGCAACAGAAAUAACAGAAGCUGCAGAAACAACAGCAGCAGCAGAAUCAGCAAAAACAACAACAUUGUAAUAAUGAAAACGGUCAUUUAGGAAAUGAGAGUGUCGUCGAAAGGCUGUCAAUAGUAGCAUAAACCAAAUCGCUAUUAUAUUUCACAGAUUCUUGGCUGCAUGAUUCAGAAGGAGGCUUAUGUUUUGAUGUCCCAGCAUAUCGAGAUAAUCUACUUAUCACAUGUUAUGACACAAACUAACACAGUCGGACUCAUUUAUUUAAGUGUAGUAUCUCUUUCCUAAACACAGCUUUUUUAAAUAUAUAUUUCUAUUACGACACUUACUUGUACAUCUAAUGCUCUAGGAAUUCACUUAAGGCCAUGCUCAAGUAUAACAUUGUCCCUAUUGAUAUGACGUUUAAUAUAUUUAACGCAUUUGUUUGGCCUAUUUUGAACUAUAAUUCGGAAAUACGGGGCUAUAAUCAGACUGAGGUGAUAGAAAAAGUUCAUAGGAAAUUUUGCAAGUGGGUUUUAAACCCAAACGCUCUUUAAAUUCCCUGUCACCUUUGGAGAGCUAGGAAGAUUUCCACGAUAUCUCGAGCGACACAUUCGUAUUAUUUAGUAUUUUUUCAAGUCAACUUAUAUUGUUUUACUGGAAAAUUUUAAAUAUAGAAAUAUUUUAGCUAAACUCAGGUUUUCUCUCAAAAUUUUAAUAUUGAACUUGGGAGACAUAAUGAUAUUCAUAGACAAGAUAGGAAAAUUACAUUGUGUAAUUUAACGAUACUGAAGAUUUUCAUUUUGUUUUAGUUUGUUCAUUGUAUAAUGAUUUAUUGCAGAAUUAUGUUCCUAAAUAUAAUGUCAGAAUGGCGAGUACGAUACAAUUUAUACCAUUAACUAUAUGAAAAACUACAGAAACAUGUUCAGAAGCAAAAAGUUUAAACAUAAACCCCGUUUAAUGGCACAGGGUAAACGCCAAAGACAUAGAACACAAAAACAAAAAAUCACAAACAAGAAACAUGGAUCAACAUUACAAAACUCCACAAACAACACAGUGCAUAUAAACUAUUUAAGAAAACAAGGUAUGUUUAUCAAGGAUGGUUAGAUACCGCCUUGGAACGGUCAGUAAAAUUACUUAUUUUUGAUAAUAUACCUCUGUUAAUAAGAUAAGCUAUUUUCUGAACCAAAGCUUUCAAAAUAAGUUACUUGAAUACAUAAAAUCACCCCUAAAGACAUCCUCACAUAGAGAACUGUUAAAUUAGCUUUAGUUUUUCACGAUAUUAUAUAACUUGCGUGUAAAUAAUAUAGAAAUUAUUCAUUUUAUUAUUUCAUGCAUGCAAUAUAAAAUACUUAUAUUUGUGUUGGUGUUAUAACGAUGAGAUAUAAAGGCUUUAGUUAAAUAAACAUUCUGUUCUAUUUU
Messenger RNA from Mya arenaria, 8407 nucleotides. Its product is annotated as fibrillin-1-like. NCBI's taxonomy places the organism in Eukaryota, Metazoa, Mollusca, Bivalvia, Myida, Myidae. Bases 222 to 7073 code for a protein of 2283 amino acids. Gene Ontology annotation, biological process: cell communication; cell-matrix adhesion. Gene Ontology annotation, molecular function: calcium ion binding. Gene Ontology annotation, cellular component: membrane. The transcript is spliced from 47 exons. The record is from RefSeq and is a predicted model, not a curated record.